Molecule: messenger RNA, 876 nt
Organism: Cryptomeria japonica (Japanese cedar)
Lineage: Eukaryota; Viridiplantae; Streptophyta; Pinopsida; Cupressales; Cupressaceae
Product: (R,S)-reticuline 7-O-methyltransferase-like
Exons: 4
Coding region: 1-876 (291 amino acids)
Biological process (GO): methylation
Molecular function (GO): S-adenosylmethionine-dependent methyltransferase activity; O-methyltransferase activity
Source: RefSeq, a predicted model, not a curated record
AUGGCUCCAACACUUACAGUUGCAAUUCCCCAAGUUUCUGAACAAGAAGCCCAAAUGGAUAAGCUAAAACUGUAUGACAUAAUUGCUGAGGCUUCAGGCUCUCUUGCCGUAGAAGAAAUUGCUGCUCAUUUUUCAGAGUCCACCAAAGAAGAAAGCCCACCUCCCAUAGAAUAUCUGUUUCAUCUUCUGAGAUUUCUAGCCUCCCAAGAAGUGUUUAUUGAAUCCCACACCAGGAGGACUUCAGGCAAACUAGAUAUGGCCUCACAGGCCUUUCUAAAUUACUUUAGCCUCCAGGAAUGGCAGCAUCUGCAUGAGUCUGUGUUAGAAGGCAGCAACGCCUUCAGUAAGCCAACAAGAUUUAUGAGGAUUAAUUCUUUGGUUGAUGUUGGGGGAGGUCUGGGAUCUGCCUUGUCUUUUAUUAUGGACAAUUGCAAACACAUUAGAGGAAUUAAUUUUGACUUGCCUUAUGUCAUUGCAUCUGCACUUCCUAUCGCUGGAGUACAACAUGUGAGUGGCAAUAUGUUUGAACAUAUUCCAUCAGCUGAUGCAAUCUUUAUCAAGUCAGUUUUGCAUGAUUGGAGUGAUGAUGAUUGUGUAAGAGUGUUCAGAAGGUGCUAUGAGGCUAUACCAGAAAAUGGAAAAGUUAUAAUCGUUGAUGCCCUUAUCGUUGAAAGAAAAAAAUCUAAAGAUAACAAAGAAAAUCUUCUAAGGGGAGUGGGAUUGGUAUUUGAUAUGGAAAUGAUGCUAUUGAGUACUGGUGGAAAGGAGCAAAUAGAGAUGGAGUUUAAACAAAUUCUUAGCAAAGCGGGUUUCAAAAGCUACACCAUCUUCAAAUUACCAUCUUUUCAAAAGAUUAUUGAGGUCUCCAAGUUUUGA